Molecule: messenger RNA, 575 nt
Organism: Rhea pennata
Lineage: Eukaryota; Metazoa; Chordata; Aves; Rheiformes; Rheidae
Gene: PFDN1
Product: prefoldin subunit 1
Exons: 4
Coding region: 7-444 (145 amino acids)
Biological process (GO): protein folding
Cellular component (GO): cytoplasm; prefoldin complex
Molecular function (GO): protein folding chaperone
Source: RefSeq, a predicted model, not a curated record
CCGCGCAUGCGCGCCACGAUCCGGGCCUGCCCCCCCGGGGGGGGGGGCAUCGCGCAGGCGCCCUGGCCACACAAGAUGGCAGCGCCCGUGGACCUGGAGCUGAAGAAGGCUUUCACGGAGCUCCAGGCCAAGGUUGUCGACACGCAGCAGAAGGUGAAGCUCGCCGACAUCCAGAUCGAGCAGCUGGGCAGGACCAAGAAGCACGCGCACCUCACCGACACGGAGAUCAUGACGCUGGUGGAUGAGACCCGCAUGUACGAGGGUAUCGGAAGAAUGUUUAUUCUUCAGUCUAAAGGAGUGAUUCAUAAUCAGCUCUUAGAAAAACAGAGAAUAGCAGAAGAGAAAAUUAAGGAAUUAGAGCAGAAGAAGUCGUACCUGGAGCGGAGUGUCAAGGAAGCAGAAGAUAACAUCCGGGAAAUGCUGAUGGCCCGAAGGGCGCAAUAGCUGGGUGGCUCUCUUGGAGCCCCGGGCCAUUCAGAGUGACUUUGGGUAGCUCUGCCCAUGGUCACGGCUGCCUGGCUGCGUGACGACCUCUCUCUCAUCUUGCCUGUUUUAAUAAACUCUACUGCAAAGCC